This is a messenger RNA of Capsicum annuum, 5145 nucleotides long. RefSeq names its product protein ESSENTIAL FOR POTEXVIRUS ACCUMULATION 1. Lineage: Eukaryota; Viridiplantae; Streptophyta; Magnoliopsida; Solanales; Solanaceae. The coding region runs from base 238 to 4905 and encodes 1555 amino acids. The record is from RefSeq and is a predicted model, not a curated record. The transcript has 12 exons. Gene Ontology annotation, molecular function: protein binding.
AUUUUGGCAAAGAACUCCUUUUGGUUUUUAUUCAUUUGGCUCUGGUGACCACCCAAACCCUCAGCCUUUUCUUCUCCGUCACCUCUCUCUCUCUCUCUCAUCAAUAGCUCUCCGAACCCUAAAAAAGUACUUGUCAAAUCCAAAUUCACUGUUCACUUGUCUCACUUAACUCUUCAAUUUCACUCUCGCGGCCUCGUCGAUUCAUUUAUCUGCAUCGAUUCUCUUUCUGACAAGGCCAUGGCAGAAGGAAAUCUUGACCUUCCUGACGAUCUCCUUUCCUCUAAGACUUCCGAUCACUCCUUGACCCCCAAAGAAACAUCUACAGGUUAUGACGACAACAAGACUUUCAUGGGACAGCUUGAUAUUUCCAAAGAUCAAGCAAUGGUGGACAGCAGCAUUCCUUUAUCUCCGCAGUGGCUUUACGCUAAACCAAGCGACAUAAAGAUGGAAACGCGUCCACCAAGCUCUCUGUCCCUUGGAAGUUCUGUUGAUUCAAGUCAGAAGGAGGCUUGGCGUGCAGAUGUACCUGAGGAGAAAAAGGAUUGGAGAAGAACGACACUGGAGACUGAGAGUGGCCGUCGGUGGCGUGAGGAAGAGAGGGAAACUGGCUUGUUUGGUCGGAGAGAACGAAGGAAAACUGAUCGCCGUGCCGAGCAUGAUGUUAAUAACCGCAAUUCUGGGCUUGAUACGAGACGUGAUAACAAGUGGUCUUCUAGGUGGGGUCCUGAUGACAAAGAAAAAGAAAAUCACAGUGAGAAAAGGAUAGAUGUAGACAAAGAUGAUGCUAAUAAUGAUGGUCAAACGUUUGUGGCUAACCGUACUGUUUCAGAACGGGAGUCAGAUUCUCGUGACAAGUGGCGUCCACGCCAUAGAAUGGAGGGAAACUCGGCGGCUCCAAGUUCCUAUCGAGUUGCUCCAGGCUUUGGACAGGAGAGAGGAAAAGUAGAAGGGUCAAAUGUGGGAUUUAACUUGGGUCGUGGGAGGUCUACAGGGACUAUUGUUAGACCUUCCUCUGGGGGUGCAAUUGGUGCUUCACCAUUUGAAAAUUCUGUUGCUGGAAAUUCAAGCGUCUUGACUGGCAUAUUUUGUUAUCCAAGGGGGAAAACUUUAGACGUAUACCGCAGGCAAAAGCAUGGUUCAUCUCUUUGUGGCAUGCCUGAAAAUAUGGAAGAAGCACCCCCAGUCACUCAACUAAUUGCUAUUGAACCAUUAGCUUUUGUUGUUCCUGAUGCUGCGGAGGAGGCUGUCCUCAGUGAUAUAUGGAAGGGUAAAAUUAUCGGCGGUGGCGUUUCUUACAAUUGUCUUUGGAAGGGUCAAUCUAUGGAUAAUGUCACAGAAAUAGUGGAUACGGAGCCCAAAAUUCCCUCCGCUGAUGUCACUGAAGAGACAGUUAAUAGGUUACUGAAAACUUCAAUAGUUGUUGAAGAAGCCAAUACCUAUAGCUUUGCUUACAAGAAUGGUGUCAAAGUCAAGUUGGAUGGAGGAGAUAAUCAUGAAAGACAGAUAGACAAAUUUUCUGAAGCUAUUGCUGUGGAUGGAAGUUUGUUGACCAGGAAGAGAACUGAUAAUAGAGACUGCUUUAAAGACAUUAGUCGGUCCCAGUCUGAUAUUUUUGCGCACAGUUUUCCAGAUUCCGGAGUAACCUGGACGUCAAUCUUUGAGAACAAUCAACAUGUUGCUUUUGAUGGCAGUUCGAAGGUUUCUGAUGAUUCAAGUUCUUUAUUUGUGAAGUCCUCUUCUGAAAUAUAUUGGACCAACCUUCUAGGAAGGGGUAUUCCACCUGAGGAGUUGAGUUUGUACUAUCGUGAUCCUCAGGGCGAAAUCCAGGGGCCAUUUCUUGGUGCUGACAUCAUAUCAUGGUUUGAUCAGGGAUUUUUUGGUCUAGACUUACCAGUUCGUUUGGAAGAUGCUCCUGAAGAUUCUUCUUUCUAUAAACUUGGUGAUGUAUUGCCGCAUUUGAAAUUUGAACAUGAGUAUGUUGGUAACACCAAUCUUUCACAGGCAGAACCAUCUGCUGUACUAGGAGGGAAGUUGGAUUCUGGUUUAUGUAGCUCCUCUUCUGUUUCUGAGAUGGUUGGUUCUGCUUCCCUUGAUGGGUUGAGCUGGCCGCCAUCUGAUUUUGAUGAACUUGGUGGAUAUCGUAUUCAUUCAAUACCUGAUCAUUCAGCUCGUCAGUAUAAACCUCCAUAUUCACAAACCGAAGACUUUAACGAUUUUGUUGCUCAAGGUGAAGAAAUUGUGUUUCCAGGAAGACCUGGAAACGGUGGCAAUUCUAUUGGAAAAACUUCGACAGGCCUUACGGAUCCUUCAGCUAUCUACUGUGCGACUCCAAGCGCUAUGCCUGAGGCUGGAGUUCCAAAUAAUGAAGAGACAAUGCAUCCACUUGGUUUAUUUUGGUCAGAGCUUGAAGGCACCACAGGAAAGAGUGGUUCUGUCUCAGAUGUUCUUCUUAGAGGAAGUGGCCAGGAUCAAGUUCUAAACCCUGGUGCUGCAAGGUUUGGGCCAUUUGGUGCUAAGAUAGACUCAACCUCUGUUGUGGAGACAUGGACUGAUGCUUAUAGAAGAAAUGCUGUAUCUGAACCCAACAUAUAUGAAAAUGCUAUGGAUGCCAGCCACUUGUUUCACCAGGAUCAUGAAGUGAACCGGUUUGAGUUGGCAGACAAGCUGUUUUCCCAACAACUUCAGGAACAGCAUCCUCAUAAUUUGAUGUCUUCUCAUAAUAGUCACUUGAAUGAAGCAAAGAUGGAACGUGCGGCAAAUCAUAAUUCAGUACACCAACCACAGUUGGCGAGUCAGACUGGGCAGGAUCUGGAACACUUUAUGGCAUUUCAGCUGCAACAGCAGAGACAGUUACAGCUUCAACAACUACAGCAACAGCAACAGUUCCGUCAACAGCAAAUGCUAAUGAAAGAACAACAGUCCCAAGCUAGGCAGCUGGUUCUUGAACAAUUAUUGCAGAGUCAAGUACGUGAUCCAAGUUACACACAAUCACAUCUUGAUGCUAUUAGGCAUAGCAGUGCUCUGGAGCAGGUGUUGAUAAAGCAACAAAUUCUGAGUGAACUACAACAACGUCCGCAUCUUCCGCCAAGACAUGCUGAACCAUCUAUUGAGCAUCUCAUUCAAGCAAAGUUUGGUCAAAUACCACAUCAAGGGCCUCAAAAUGAUUUAAUAGAGCUCCUAUCAGGGGUAAAGCAUGCACAGUUGCACCCUUUGGAGCAUCAAGUAUUACAACAAGAGCAUGCACAUGAGAGGCUAAGGCAACAUUUGGGAAUGGAGGAAGAUAGACAGAUUGGUGCUGUCUGGCCUGUUGAUGAAGCUGGUCAGUAUCUACGAAAUCCAGGUGUUACUACUCGUCGAGCUAACUCUGGAUUUGGUCCAUUGGAUAUUUACCAACAGCAACAGAUACCCCCUCCUGAAGAACAUGUCAGUCAUCUGGAAAGGAAUUUGUCAAUGCAGGAUAGACUUCAGUGGGGUCUCUAUGACUCUGGAUUUCUGGCUUUGGAACGGAAGAUGUCAAUACCAGGUGGUGGUGGUGUUAAUUUGGAUGCUGUAAAUCCUCUAGUGCGCGCACAAGGUUUAGAAAUGCAAGAUCCAAAUUCAAGGAUUCACUCAGCUGGUCAUAUGCCUGGUUUCUCGAGUGGCAUCCACUUGCAAUCUCCUCACCGUCCUCUGUUUUCAAAUCAAUUUCAUGCUCCGAAUGCAGACAUCAUUGACAAUCAUUGGUCCGAAAGAAAUGGUCAGUUAUCCGCUGAAUGGAUGGAAACUAGGAUGCAGCAACUACAUUUUAACGGUGAGAGGCAAAGAAGGGAUUUUGAUGUCAAAAGGGCUUCUGAAGAUCAAAGUAUGUGGAUGUCAACUGGUGCUAAUGAUGACAGUCCAAAGCGGUUGCUAAUGGAACUGCUCCAGCAAAAGUCUGGCCAGCAGUCUAUUGAGCAAGCAGAAAUGACCCGAGGGAUUUUGUUUGAGAGGGGUUUUCACUCUGGUCACUUUUCUGCGACAAAUGCUUUAAACCGUUCGUUCAACCCUCUUUUGGAUCAGGAUAUGAGUCUAAACCAAGCUUUUACUGUUGGGUCAUAUGGUUCUAGUUCAGGUUUUCCACCUCAGAGAGAUCAUGUAGAUGAGAUUGCCGGUGGUCUUGAUGUUGGUGAGAGAUUGCCCUUCAAUUUACUUUGUGGAGCAUUAGCUGAAGCUGAACCUGUCUUUUCCAGCAUCAAUGAUGCCUCUCAGCUACAUCUAGAGGCUUGCGGAAGUACCGCCAGGCAAGCUGGUGUGACGGAUGUAGAAGGGGGAAUGCCAGUUAACUUGCUCAGCAGGCACACUUCACUUGGGACUGGAGAUUGUAAUGUUAUCAAAUCAUCUUCAGGUGGAAGUCUUGACUUCUAUAAUGACAAGAGUGAUCGAGGUGAUUCGGCUGCAGAGGAAAUUCCGAAGGACCGGAUGGCUGUGACAUCAAAAAGGCCAGAUAACAUCUUGCUGAAGCGUCCAACUGUCUUGCGUAUUUCCUCAACCCAGGAGGGUCUAUCUGAGCUAACUUCUGAUACCCUUGUGAGAGGCAAAAAUCCUUCAGAUGCCACCUCUGAAGGGGGUAAGAGGGAAGCGGGAGGUAAUGCAGCAAAUCAAGUUCCUGAUGCUGUGACAUCUGGAAAGAAAGACGGGGGAUUCCGACGAACUGCAUCUUCUAGUGAUGCUGAUGUUUCAGAGACAUCAUUCAGGGACAUGCUUAAGAGCAACGCUAAGCCAACAGCUCAGGAGGCACAUGCGUCAGAGGCAUUGGAUGCAACUCAGUAUGCCCGUAGUAGUAAGAAGAAAGGAAAGAAGGGAAGACAGAUCGAUCCUUCUCUUCUCGGAUUCAAGGUUACAAGCAAUCGCAUCAUGAUGGGUGAGAUACAACGGAUAGAAGAUUAGUUGCUGUACAGUUGUAACUUGUUAAGAGGUCCCAAUUUCUCCUGCUGUAUAGAUUUGAGUCAUCUGUAAAAGUUCCCCUACACAUUUUCAUUUACUCCAUCUGAUUUUGUGUAGGGAUGGCUGUUGAGAUGCAGUUAGCAUUAGGUAAUGUAGCCAAUUAGUUGGGUUAACUUGGGAAAACUUAUAUUGAUUGAAUCGCUAUAGAUAAGCAAUCAGUUAGAGCACAGGCACAUUCUAGCA